Molecule: messenger RNA, 1482 nt
Organism: Microcebus murinus (gray mouse lemur)
Lineage: Eukaryota; Metazoa; Chordata; Mammalia; Primates; Cheirogaleidae
Source: RefSeq, a predicted model, not a curated record
AUUUAACCUUUAAAUUCUGGAGCCACCGGAAACCGAGGGGAGGACGCCGGGCGUCCGUGCUAAUGAGGCUGGGGGUGGGCGGCGGGCGGUGGGCCAGGAGGCUCGGCAGGCCCCCAGGCUCCCCGGGGAAGGCCCUGGGAGCCCUCGCCAGGGCUGCCUCCGCCAUCCUCCGCCAUCGGACUGGGAGUGCCUCUGAUUGGCAGCCAGGACCCUGGUCCUUCUCCCCGCCCAGCUGGGGGUGUUGUCUGGGGAAGUUAGGGUCUCACCUGGGAGGCAGGGAGGGAGGGGGCUGCCUGGGGCCCUAGGCCCCUCCCGGGCUGGCGCACCCCAUCCCCACCCACAUUCCUGUGCCUUUCCCGCCUUCCGCCACCCAUCCCCUCGCUCCACUCCUUCCUUCACCCCGAGUCACCCCUGUUUCUGGCUCUGUUUCCUGCCCCACCUGGGAAGGGCACCUAGACAUAGAAAAAGCUGCAGGAGUGGAGGGGUGCUGUGCUCUCACUGAGCCUCAGUUCCACCGGUCACGUGGGAGAUGAUAGCAGGGCCCUCCUGGCUGCUGGGCAGGUGCCCUGGGUGAUGUGGGCCCAGUUUUGCAUCUGGAGUCUGUCACCUGGGCCAGGGUCGGGACAUCCAGGUUCUAGUCCAGUUGGGAAUUGCCAUUUUCUCUCUUAGCUCUGGUGUCCCCAUGUGAAUCGGGAGGAAGAGUUCCUGCCCUCGGACCUCCCUGGGUGGCAGUGGGGACCCAAUGAGAUGGGGUAUGUGACCAUGGUCAGUAAUUGGCACCUGCCUGGAGAGGUGGGUGAAAACUUGCCAUCUUUGAACCUACCACUUUCUUCCAGGCCUUUGCCCAGGCUGUGGCCUCUGCCUGGAACUCCUUUCCUUCCCACUCCAGCCCUUCUCGCCUGUGCCUCUUCCUCCAGGAAGCCCUCCCUGGUGCCCAGUGGGCCCUCUUCUAUGGCCUCUGGGGUUCUCACCGCACGCUCAGGCCCCGAUUGUCUACUUUGCACACAAGACUGUGAGCCUCAUGAGGGCAGGAAACACACAGCUGUUCACAGUUGUGUCCCAGCAAGGGCCUGGCCCAGAGCUCCUCAGGGAAUGAGACGCCUACAUCCUCUGCUCUGCUCUGCUCUGCUCUGUGACCCUGGGAGCCAGGUGAGGCAGGAGCCGCCCUGGCCACACCGCCCAGGCUCGGGGAGAGCAGCAGCCGCAGCUGAUGGGGCAGCGUCUUUCCCCAGCAUGUCAUCGGGGAGCACGCUCCCAGGGGCCCCAAGGGCUGCAGAACUCCGGCUCUGCCCUCUGAUCACCGAUGCCCAGGGCAGCUCCCUGUGGGGCGGGAGUAAGCCUGGUUCUAGGUCGUGUUGCCUCCUGCUAAGAAAGUUCCCAGGUUUACCUGCCCAGCAGUGGCCCUUUCCCUGCGUGGUCUGGAAUGAUGGGUAGAGCUGCCACGGAGCGGAAUUGGACAGAAGUUGGCCAGAGUCAGCCUAG